Drosophila ananassae is the source of this 3841-nucleotide messenger RNA. RefSeq names its product trithorax group protein osa. Bases 354 to 3359 code for a protein of 1001 amino acids. Lineage: Eukaryota; Metazoa; Arthropoda; Insecta; Diptera; Drosophilidae. The record is from RefSeq and is a predicted model, not a curated record. The transcript is spliced from 3 exons.
UAUAUGAGCUGGCGUUAUCAUCUCAGCGGCAGCAUUUUCAACUCGCGAGUGACAAGCGGCGCACGCAGGCGCCCCACGAUCCCGAGAUCUUGUUCGAACUUAUUCGAGCAUUAUUCGAACAACUAUUCGAGCCAUUCAUUAUUCGAUCCCGUGCGAUCUCAUCCGCGGGUGCUGCUACUACUAUAUUUUUUUUUUGCCAUUUUAAAUAUAUUUUUUUUUUUGCGGGUCCUUUUGUGAAGUGGUGUGGAAAAAACCGAAAAAAAAACACGAACCAGCAGCUGCCGUUGAGCGAAUUUUUUUUAAGUGCACACCCCCCUGAGUUGCAAGGAUAAUCCGCGGAAAGCAACCCCGGCAUGAUGCCACUACGCCUUACCCUUCUGCUGGCCUUCUGCUGCUGUGCCGCCCAGGCGGUCCUCAGCUGCAAGGAGCUGAAGCGCCGCGAGGCCGGCUUCGACACAUACGGCCCACCGCCCCGUCCUGCCCCCCAGUACGGCCCGCCGCCCCAGCAGCAGCACGUGCCCCACCGGGAGUACGGCGUCCCUCAGCAGAUACCCUUCCGGGAGUACGGACCACCGGCCAUUAAGUACGGCCCGCCCAAGCUCAACUUCCUGAGCGGCGGCGGAGGAGGAGGAGGAGGUGGUGGCCUCCACGAGCAGAUCAAGACCCACUUCGGAGUGCCCAAGCCCUUCUACGGACCACCCCACAUCCAGCACAAGCCGGCGCCCCAGUACGGACCCCCGCCACCAAAGCCCGCUCCCCAGUACGGACCCCCUCCUCCACAGUACGGACCUCCGCCCCAGCCGGCUCCCCAGUACGGACCCCCGCCACCGAAGCCUGCUCCCCAGUACGGACCUCCGCCCCAGCCCGCUCCCCAGUACGGACCUCCGCCGCCGCAGAAGAUCAUCCACCGCCCGGCGCCCCAGUACGGACCUCCUAAGCCCCAGUACGGGCCACCCCCACCACCGCCCCAGUCCCUGCCGGCGCCCCAUGCCGCUCCCCUCUUCCGGCCCGCCCACCAGCCAGCCUCCUCGUACGGCCCCCCCGCCUCCGGACCCCUGAACCUGCCGCCCAAGCCGAUCUAUGAUGCCCCGCCCCCGAACUACGGCCCACCACCACUGCCAGUGGCACUGCCAGGACCCCCACCACCGGCCACCACCAUUAUCCUGAGCGGCGGCGGCGGAGGACACUCUGGACCCAGUGGACCCGGACCCGUGAAGCAGGUCCAGAUCCAGAUCGACGCCUCCGGACACACCCACAGCGUGAGCGGCUCCCAGGCGCCCUUCCACACGGCAUGCGACGGCUGGAAGCCCAUCCCGGCUCCAGUGGGCGCCUACGUGGAGCAGAACCACAUCGAGACCCAGGGAGGCUACAGCCAGGUGGCCCAGGGACAUGGCGGCGGCGUCGGUGUCGGUGUCGGUGUCGGAGUCAGUGGCUUUGGAACCCAGUACAGCUCGCUGGGAGCUUCGGGCAGUGGCGGCAGCAGCAUCGUGGACGGACUCUCGGACGAGCAGCUCGUGGCAGUGGCCCUGCAGGGCGGCAGCGACGGCGGCCAGGUGAUCACCGGACCGGGAUCGAACUCCAUUGAGACGGAAGCCCUACAGGUCGCUAUUGGAUCCUUGGACGACACGUACUCGAAGCCACCAUCCGACUCCUACGCUCCUGGCUCGGUGCAUGCUCAGAAGUACCAGACCAUUGGCCACUCGGCUGGACCUCCACCUCCGCCGCCCAGUGGCAAUUACGGCCCUCCGCCACCACCCCCGGGUGGCAACUACCUGCCACCUCCUCCACCCGGCGGUAACUAUGGCCCUCCUCCACCCCAGUUUGCGGCUCUCACCAGUAGCAGCAGCAGCAGCAGCCACAGCCACGCCCACUCCAACUCGCAGUCGAAUGUGAACAUCCAGUACGGCCCCCCGCCGCCCUCCGGCAACCCACAGCCCUUCCCGCAACACGGAGCCGGGCAGCCCAACAAGCCAGUGGCCUACAGGCCCCCGGUGCCCGCCGGCCUGCUCGAGUCCAUUGGAGCCACUGUGCAGCACCUGGAUCUGUUCGGAGUUAAGCCUGCCCAGCAACCGGCCACCUACAUCCCGCCAGCAGCCAAUGAGAUUGCUCUGCCCGGGCCACCGCCCGCUCCCCUGCCCGCACCACAGGCCCUCUACCAGCCACCCCCACCGCCGCCCCAGCAACAGGCCCCGCCCCAGGUGAUUGUGCAACAGCAGCUGCCCGCCCCCCAGCCCGGACCGGCCUUUGUUCAUCAGCAGAAGCAGUUCGGACCACCGGGUCCCCCGCCGCCGCCAGAGCCCCAGUAUCUGCCGCCGCCGCCAGUGGCCAAUGUGCGUCCUCUGGGACCACCCCCACCACCACCGCCGUCCCAGCAAUACCUGCCAGCUGCCCCACCGCCACCACUCUUCUUCCAGCAGCAGCAGCAGCAGCAGCAGCAGCACCACCACCACCAUGUCGAGAACAGCUACAGCGCCUCGCAGGUGCACUCGCAGGGACUGCCACUGCCCCAGCAGGCGCCCCGCUUCAGUCAACUGGCCCUGCAGCAGCCACAGCAGCCCCAGCCCAUCAUCAUCCACGACUGCGGACAUGGACCCAAUCUGGUGAGCAGCACUGGCUACCAGGUGCAGCAGCAACAGGUCCACCAGCAGCACCAGAACCAGCAGCAGCAGCAGUUCCAGCAGUUCGGCAGCAUAUCGGCAGCAUCGGCAGGAGCCUACAACGCCAUCGCCCAGAGCAUCCCGGUGGCCGAGCAGCACACCCAGCAACUGGUGGCCGGACCGGCCGACAGCUACGGACCCCCGCCCUCCGGCAACGACAUCGACUUUGAUCACACCGGCUAUGCCUCGCAGAAGAACGCCGUGGCGGCCCUGCCCGACGGCACCGAUCCCCAGCAGCUGCCCGGAUUGGAUGGCCUGGACGUGCUCUCCGCCCAGAAGUCGCAGAGCAUCCAGCUGACCGGCCAGCAGCCGACCCAGAACUUCCAGGUGCAGUUUGGCGGAUCGCUGAACAAUGCCCCCGGAGCCGUUGCCAGCGGAGAUGCCAACCACGAGGAGAUCCUCUCCCAGGGACUCCUCCAGUCGAUCCUGACGGCCAUCGAGCAGCCCAACCAGCAGCAGCAGCAGCAGGGUCUGCCCCAGAACCACAAGGCCCAGAGCCGCUCCGACGAGCACGGCAGCGAACAUGCCGAGGAUCAUGCCGCCGGCGAUGCCGAGGAUCAUGAGGAUGGCGAGGAACAGUCGGUGAGCUCAUCGAACCGGGUGGAGGUUCGCGUCCUGCCCGAAGACGAGGAGGAGACCCCCGCCGAGGUGAAGCAGAUCGAACCGAUCGUGGUCAACGAGGAGGAGGAGGCCAAGCAUUAGUCACCACCACUAGUUAGUCACUAACUAUAGCAUCGACCUCAUCAGCGCCGCUUGAAUCUAUUUAUUGCUGCCUCAUCCACACCUCAUCUCCAUUCCAUUAAUCCAUUCCAUGCCACAUGCCACAUGCCCCUCUAUACACUCUAUAGAGCCCUGCCCCCACGCCCCUGCCAGUUGCCAUAAAGAGAAAGUGAGUGAGGAGGGGUCCCAAAGGAGGGGGCGCGCGAAGAAGAACAAAGAAGCUACCAGAGCCGGAGUCGUCGGAGUCAUCCAAGUCAUCCAAGUCGGAAACUAAACAGAAGACACCAAGUACGCCGCACGGCUCCCGCUAUGAAAAGUGCCUUUUCAUGCUCGCAGCUCGUGUAUAAAAAUAUUUAAAAUAAAUAAUUAAUUUAUUAAUACAUCGUAUUGUAUAUUAUGCUUUAAACCGAAAGAAAAAACACUACAAAUAUAUGUAUACAUGUAUGUUUACGAACAAAAAGCGA